AUGUUGGUGACAGGUCCUCCCAUUCUCACGUUUAUUUUUAGAAGUGCUUAUGAUCUCUUUCUUCUUGACACGUCUUUCGCUCCAGAAAAUUUCAGUCUUUUACAUGAUGGAAAUAUAAAAGAAAAAAUUCCGGAACUUUUGCCUUCAGAGUCGUUUGAAUAUAAAUUUACGAUGAAACCCCUUAUUUCUGGUCACUUUUGGGACAAAAAAGCUCUUGUCUCCUAUUUAGACGAUAAAGAAUUUAAUUCCAAUAUUCAAUGUUUACAAAUUAAUUUCCGAGUGUCGACACUUUUAUUAAUUUUGGCUGCCAUAUUGUGGAAUAUCUUGAAUCCCAGAUCGGGAUUGCCUUCUGAUUACUUUUUAGCCUUUUUUACAUACCAUGCCAUGCUAGUUUAUAUGUAUUGGAUGCUUGUUCUUUUAGGGGCUUUCUAUCUUAUUGAAGCACUGAAAUCCCGCUUCAAUAGCCAUCAAGUGGAGUUUAAAUGCUACUCCAAAUUGCAACUCAACAUUUUAAGGAAGGCAUUUCACUUUGCUAUUUUUUGCAUCAUCAUUGUUCCGAUUAGAUUUUGCAAUGAUAUUUCGGUGUUCUACCUAGUUCAGGCAUGUUCUUCGGUGGUGCUGUUAUCAUUUGUGGCUGUUGAAUUUAUUCGUAUUCAUUACCCCUUCUCGAUGGUUUCAACAUGUAUUACUGGAUACAUGAUAAGAUUUACCGGCCAUUCUCACAAGAAGAAUAGGGUAAAGCCUAUCACGGAUCAUAUUUAUCUGAUGGCAGGUGUGACCCUCCCCUUGCUAAUAUCGGCCCCAAAUUCGCUGGAAUCGCUGUCCGGUUGUAUCACCCUGGGCCUUGGUGAUUCCGCGGCAGCCCUUGGCGGGUGCACUUAUGGGAUAUAUCGUAUCCCUGGCUCCAAUGGGAAAACCGUAGGCGGGGCGCUUUGUUGCAUUGUAGCUUUGUUUCUUUCAUCGAUGCUUCUUUCAUAUUCGCAGAUCAGCUUUUGGGAGUCCCUUGUUUUAUCAACGAUCACUUCUGUGGUUGAAGUUUAUAGCCCCAUCAACGACAACAUCGUACUUCCAUUAACAUAUUGGGUAGUGCUAAAGAAGCUAAUAAAACCUGGCUAA
This is a messenger RNA of Mitosporidium daphniae, 1116 nucleotides long. RefSeq lists its product as uncharacterized. Gene Ontology annotation, cellular component: endoplasmic reticulum membrane. The record is from RefSeq and is a predicted model, not a curated record. Gene Ontology annotation, biological process: dolichyl monophosphate biosynthetic process. Gene Ontology annotation, molecular function: dolichol kinase activity. The coding region runs from base 1 to 1116 and encodes 371 amino acids. NCBI's taxonomy places the organism in Eukaryota, Fungi, Microsporidia. The transcript has 2 exons.